GAGAACGUGGUGGUCUUGAUCACCUCAGAGACGCUGCAUCGCAUGUGGUGCGCCGCGGAGAUCGCCUGCGCUUGGCACGCGGGGACCAACAUCGUCCUGGUGAGUUGCGAUGGCAAUCGGGUUGAUGAGGAGCUCAUCGCGGUGAUCGAGUGCCUGUGGAAUGAGGAGCAGGAGGCAACUUUGCUUGGUGCUGGAGUCACAAUCGAGAUGAUUGAAAGUAGCUACUGUGCUCUGCGGGACCAUGAACACAUCGAACUCGAUCGACGUGGUGCGGCAGAACGCCUUCAUCAACGCGUCGUUCAGCAAGUGAUUGAAAACUCUCGAGGCUUGACACGGCGGCAAUUCGCCAGCCGUUUGACGAUUUCUGGUCGAAGGAGAAGUGCGGAUGGGUUGGCACCGUUCAUGAUGCUCAGCGAUCUGCGUACACCCGAAGUGGGAAGCUGUGCACGAGUCAUCAUGUACCUGUUGCGAAAUCGCCUGCAGGAGGACAUUUGCCUCUAUGACCCCUACGAUGUGGCGAACGAUCUGCACAACUUCAGACAAGAAAUGGCAGUAGCUGUGGCUAUCCUGGUGCUUCUGACUCAAGGGAUGCUCCAAGACGUGUGCUUCGCUGGGACCAUGGCAGCCUGCCCUUUCAUGUGUCGCGACUUCUUGGUUCCCAUCCGCGCGGACGAGUUCUUCGUUUAUCCCGACCCAGGCUUUUGGGAGAAUCUGGCUGAAGGCAAAGUCUUCGAAGGCCAGACGCUGGCGGAGAUGGAGACGGAUUUCGACGGCGUCCGCGCCGCCUAUGCCAAGCUCUUCAACGUCCUGGCGUUGAAAUUUAGCCAACACGGUAGCGAACACAUCCAGAAUACAGAGAUCGCGAUGAUCGGAGCACGUUUGCAGCCAAUGUUGCUGGGUAAAAACUCAUGA
Molecule: messenger RNA, 912 nt
Organism: Cladocopium goreaui
Lineage: Eukaryota; Dinophyceae; Suessiales; Symbiodiniaceae
Source: the annotation of a GenBank genome assembly